AUGAGUAGGGGCGGCGGGGGGCGAUGGGGCUCGGUGUCGGUGGAGUUGGUGAUGGCGGAGUGCGCGGGCUGCCAUGGUGUUUGCGGCUUCUGGAAAAGGGUAGAGGGCCCCGAGGAGCGGCGGCUGCUGGAGCUCUUCUCCUAUGGGCUGAUGGCGCUGGGUGCUGGCUCUGCCCUGCUGCUCUGUUUCAUCCCUAUGCCCUACGGCCGGUACUCCACGCGGCGCUUCGGCUCGCUGCUGCCCGCCCGCGUUGCCUGGGCGCUGCAGGAGCUGCCCUCCCUCCUCGUCCCGAUCGGGCUCGCCGCCUGCGGUGGGGAGGCCAUCGCCGCCCCGGCUAACCGUGUCCUGCUGGGCUGCUUCGUCCUCCACUACGCGCACAGGGCACUCAUAUUUCCUUUUCUGAUCCGUGAAGGAAAACCAACACCAUUUGUCACUUUUGUGUUAGCACUUCUGUUCUGUGUUUUCAAUGGAUACUUGCAGGGCCGAAGCUUAAGCAACUAUGCAACUUACCCUCCGGGCUGGUUGAAAGAUCCACGCUUCAUUACAGGUUUUAUAGGGUGGUUGCUUGGCAUGGCAAUUAAUAUUCAUUCUGAUCAUAUUCUCAGAAAUCUGAGAAAACCAGGGGAAACUGGUUACAAGAUACCAAGAGGAGGAAUGUUUGAGUAUGUCAGUGGAGCCAACUUUUUUGGAGAGAUCCUGGAGUGGUUUGGGUUUGCCCUUGCCUGUGACACCACUGAAAGCCUUGCAUUUGCAUUGUGUACUCUUUUCAUCUUGGGUUCAAGGGCAAGGCAACACCAUCAAUGGUACCUUGAGAAAUUUGAAGACUACCCAAAGGACAGAAAAAUUGUGAUACCAUUUUUGUACUGAGCUGUGCUUUUAACACUGUCUGAGAUGGAUGCUUUUAGUAACAGCUAACAUUUUACAGGUGGUGGCAAGUUAAAAACAUACUGUCAUCCUCA
Molecule: messenger RNA, 959 nt
Organism: Pipra filicauda (Wire-tailed manakin)
Lineage: Eukaryota; Metazoa; Chordata; Aves; Passeriformes; Pipridae
Gene: SRD5A1
Product: steroid 5 alpha-reductase 1
Exons: 5
Coding region: 1-867 (288 amino acids)
Biological process (GO): steroid biosynthetic process
Cellular component (GO): membrane
Molecular function (GO): 3-oxo-5-alpha-steroid 4-dehydrogenase activity
Source: RefSeq, a predicted model, not a curated record